Molecule: messenger RNA, 1360 nt
Organism: Cydia amplana
Lineage: Eukaryota; Metazoa; Arthropoda; Insecta; Lepidoptera; Tortricidae
Gene: WDR79
Product: telomerase Cajal body protein 1 homolog
Exons: 5
Coding region: 1-1323 (440 amino acids)
Biological process (GO): Cajal body organization
Cellular component (GO): Cajal body
Molecular function (GO): RNA binding; protein binding
Source: RefSeq, a predicted model, not a curated record
AUGGAAGAAACUUCAAUGGAAACUGACCGAACUGAAACUCGAGACGAGCCAAUUAAUAAAGAUAUUACUAAUGAAUUAUUAUCGGAGUCUUUAAACACCGGCGCCGAAGAAGUUUUAUUUCAGUAUCCAACCUUAUUUGGCGGUAAAACGUUGCUAGAACUAUGCAGCUCUUCUUGGUCUAGUUCUCCAAAAGCUAGAGUGGACGUGCAGCCGUAUCUACGGGGCUGUAAGUGGUCCCCUGAUGGUACUUGCUGCCUUUCUGUGGUGAAUAAUGACGGAGUACACGUUACUGAAUUGCCUAGAGAUUUGUAUACAGAAUCGGCCGCCCCAGAUCGAACGAUAGAUGUGUUGGAUUCUGUCAUACAUAUUAAGGAGGCAGGAUUGGUUUAUGAUUUUUGUUGGUAUCCAAGCAUGAACAGCAGUAUUCCUGAAACUUGCUGUUGGCUGACAACAAGACAGAAUGCUCCUGUUCAGAUGUGGGAUGCAUUUGACGGUUCCCUGCGGUGUUCAUAUAGGGGUUUCAACCCUGUGGACGAGAUGGAACCUGCUGUGACCGUGGCAUUUACCCUGGAUGGCACCAGGAUUGUAGCGGGGUACAAAAAAGUUAUCAGGACAUUUGAUGUGGAAAGACCAGGCAGAGAUUGUGCAGAACACAAGAUCACAUUCCCCGCUUCCUGUUUUGCCAUGGAUGGCAACAUGCUUGCUGUCGGUUCUUGGAACACCACAGUAAGCCUCUUCAAUGUCAAUGAAAUGGGUGGAUAUAAGAGCAUUGGAAAAAUGCAUGGCCAUUCAGGUGGAAUAACACACAUCAAAUUCACACCAGAUGGUCUCAAACUCGUGUCAGGCGCACGCAAAGACCACAGACUACUAGUUUGGGACAUUAGAUAUUACCGUAGACCACUGAACAUCGUGAGCCGAGUAGUCGAAACAAAUCAGAGGGUAUACUUUGAUAUAUCACCGUGUGGGAAGUAUCUAGUAACUGGGGGUACUGAUGGGAUAUUGAAGGUUUGGGCAGUAGAUACUAUGGAUUGGAAGAAUAGUUUAGAUGCUACUGAUGUUGAAGGAGAUAACGCAACGUAUAAGUUUCCUCUACACAAAGAUUGCUGCAACAGUGUGUCUAUCCACCCCUUUAGGCCCAUACUAGCAACAGGGUCCGGCCAGUACCACUUUAAAGACCCUAUUCAAGACGCUAGUGAAAUUAAUGGACAAGUUGAAAGUGAAAGUGUGAAAUCAAGUGAAGACUUGAAAUAUUCGAGCCAUGCUGAGAAUAGUUUAGUGUUCUGGUGGGUUGGUGAUGUACCUGAAUUAAGUGAUUUAACUUAAAUUAUGAUUUUAUUUGAAUUAAAUUGUAUUUAUAGAU